GGGUGGAGCUGAAAGAUCUGUGUGUGUGUGUGUAUAGACUUAAAGAAGGAAGGCAGCAGUGAACAGAGCUCGUGCUUUGUGAUUAGGAUUAAUAUUUACAAAUUAUAGUCAUCAGGGUGAGACCUCAGAGGGUGCAUGUAAGCACUGAGGACCUGCCUCUGUGAGGAAGUCUUAGGAGAGAAAGUGAGGAAACAAAGACGUGGAGAUCUGUAUCAGGUUUUGCAGCAAAAGCAGAUGAGUCUGUCAUCAGAUUGUUACAAGUGAGACUUGAACUUUUUUUUCUUGUCAGAACAAUUUCUUUUGAGGAUUAAAGCUGAUGACUUGUGAAGGCAAAGUCAAGCAUCUCAUUAGAAUAGUACAAGAAGGCAGUCUUUCCAAUCUCAAAGAGGAACUGGGUAAGGGUGAAGGUGUUCUGGAUACAGUGUUGAAGGGUCACUUUGGGAGAUCAGGUGACACUGUGCUGCAUUAUGCUGCCAGGUAUGGGCACCUGCCAAUCCUGAAAUACCUGGUGGAGGAGCUUGGUGUCAACGUUGAGCUGGUCAACAGUGAUUACAAACGAGCUUUGCAUGAAGCAGCGUCGAUGGGUCACAGAAUGUGUGUGAGGUACCUGCUAGCCCAAGGGGCCAAGGUCGACUGUUUGAAGAAAGCUGAUUGGACACCAUUGAUGAUGGCUUGCACCAGGAAGAACCUUGAAGUGAUUACAGAUCUGAUUGAGAGUGGAGGGAGUCUGAUGCUGACUAAUAAGGAUGGCUGGAGUAGUUUCCAUAUUGCUUGCCGAGAGGGCGAUCCCAAAAUUAUCCAGUACCUUCUCAAGGUCAGCCCAAAUAUCUGGGAUGUGGAGAGCAAAAUAAAGAGGACUCCUCUACACACUGUAGCUAUGCAUGGACACUUUGAGGCGGCAGAGCUGCUUCUAGAAAGGUGUGCUUACAAGCCAGAUGCCAAAGACAGCUGUGGAGUCACUCCGUUCAUGGAUGCAGUGCAGAAUGGCCACAUUGAGAUUGCUAAACUCCUGCUGGAGAGGCACAAAGCUGAUUUCUCAGCUACCGACGCCCUGGGGGCUCAGUCUCUGCACCGAGCCACAGUAACUGCACAGGAUGAAGCCAUUUGUUUCCUGGUCACCGAGCUUGGCGUGAAUGUAAAUGAGAGAGCCACGGGACUAAAGCUGACAGCCCUGCAUUAUGCAGCAAAGGUCAGUUAUCAAGAGAUGACGUCAGGGAUAAUUGCUGAGCUGUGCUCGCUAGGCUGCUCAGUUCUCAUGGCAACUGCACUUCUGGAAAGCUCCAAAUCAUCCCUGUGAAACAAGGCAACUGCGUCUGUUAGCGCCCAAUGAUGUGCCUAGUUCGACACAUUAAGACACAUCUUCCUAAAGGUUUUAUUAGAUGCAUCACUGAAAAUAAAUGUGAUUAAAGUAUG
This is a messenger RNA of Rhincodon typus (whale shark), 1413 nucleotides long. It is a transcript of the gene ankrd16, whose product is annotated as ankyrin repeat domain 16. Gene Ontology annotation, molecular function: protein binding. NCBI's taxonomy places the organism in Eukaryota, Metazoa, Chordata, Chondrichthyes, Orectolobiformes, Rhincodontidae. The coding region runs from base 317 to 1297 and encodes 326 amino acids. The record is from RefSeq and is a predicted model, not a curated record. The transcript is spliced from 5 exons.